Messenger RNA from Penicillium alfredii, 810 nucleotides. RefSeq names its product peptidylprolyl isomerase. Gene Ontology annotation, molecular function: peptidyl-prolyl cis-trans isomerase activity. Bases 1 to 810 code for a protein of 269 amino acids. Gene Ontology annotation, cellular component: fungal-type vacuole; endoplasmic reticulum. The transcript has 7 exons. Gene Ontology annotation, biological process: protein folding; protein peptidyl-prolyl isomerization. NCBI's taxonomy places the organism in Eukaryota, Fungi, Ascomycota, Eurotiomycetes, Eurotiales, Aspergillaceae. The record is from RefSeq and is a predicted model, not a curated record.
AUGAAUUUCCGCAACUUUUUCCUGUCCAUCUUCCUGGUCUUGGCUGUCGGCUUCGCGCUGGCCCAGGCCCAGGAUGCUAAGAGAGAGCCUCGUGGUCCCAAGAUCACUAACAAGGUCUACUUCGACAUCCAGCAUGGAGAUGAGUCUCUUGGCCGAGUUGUUCUUGGCUUGUACGGCAAGACUGUCCCCAAGACUGCUGAGAACUUCCGUGCUCUAGCCACCGGCGAAAAGGGCUUCGGCUAUGAAGGCUCUACCUUCCACCGAGUCAUCAAGGACUUCAUGAUCCAGGGUGGUGACUUCACCCGGGGUGAUGGCACUGGUGGCAAGUCGAUCUACGGCAACAAGUUCGAGGAUGAGAACUUCAAGCUGAGACACACCCGCCCGGGUCUCCUGAGCAUGGCGAACGCCGGCAAGGACACCAACGGCUCCCAGUUCUUCAUCACCACCGUUAUCACCUCGUGGCUCGAUGGCAAGCACGUUGUCUUCGGUGAGGUGCUUGAGGGCUACGACAUUGUCGACAAGAUCCAAAAUCUUCCCAUGAGCGGCUCCCAGCCCAAGCCUGCGGUCAAGAUCCUGAAGAGUGGAGAGCUGGAGUUCGACUCAGAGUCUGAGAACAAAUCGGAAUCCGAGGACAAAGAACCCGUCGUCAACCCGGACAUCGCCCACGAAACCCCGGUGGCCCCCCAGGCCGCCACGCCAUUCGCUUCGUUCCAGCCGGUCGUGAUCUUGGUGGUUGGAGGGGCUUUGAUUGGCUUCUGGAUCCGUCGCCGUCGCCAAAGCCAGCUGAAUGAUAAGGAGUUUAGUGCGUAG